This is a messenger RNA of Trichomycterus rosablanca, 485 nucleotides long. It is a transcript of the gene ppp1r17, whose product is annotated as protein phosphatase 1 regulatory subunit 17. Gene Ontology annotation, biological process: regulation of phosphatase activity. Gene Ontology annotation, molecular function: protein phosphatase inhibitor activity. The transcript is spliced from 3 exons. Bases 49 to 375 code for a protein of 108 amino acids. The record is from RefSeq and is a predicted model, not a curated record. NCBI's taxonomy places the organism in Eukaryota, Metazoa, Chordata, Actinopteri, Siluriformes, Trichomycteridae.
GUGUAUGUACGUGUGUAAAACUCUAGUGCACUGAUUGUGGCCUAAAUAAUGGAUGUGGGUGCAGUCAGUCAGAGCGUAUGCUGUUAUCUGAUAUGUGAACAGACUGGCAGCAUGUCUACAGACUGUGUGAGGUCAUUCUCAGAGACAGCCGAGCAAAGACUCACCACGCCGGAGCGUCCAUAUGAGGACACGACGAUGGACAGACAGAAACACAGCACAGAGGACAAUCAGCAGGAUGGACCUGGACAAAAGAAGCCUCGAAGGAAAGACACGCCUGUUCUCCACUCCCCCCCUCUCAUACCAGGAGUAAGAUUAAUGAAAGGAGAACCACGUCUGAUCCACUUAGAAGAUGAAGAAAAAGAAACAAAGAAAUAGACGUAUUUUUGGACACCACAUAUUCCGUUUGACUUCUCUGUGUGUGUUUCUGUCUGUUAAAGCUAUUUCUGUUCUUAAUUUCCCUGCGUCAGAGAUUUACAAAUAAACAU